AGGAUCGUGCCCGCGCCUUACCUGGUGGAAGAGCUCGAAGAGGAGCUCCUCGGUCACCUUCGUCUCCAGGUUACCCACGAACAGAGUGCGGUCGGCCUCCGCGGCCGCCGCCCCCAUCUCCGCCGGGCUUCCAGACUCGGGCCUAGUCGGACUGCUCGCGGGCGGCCGGCCGACCGUACUACGCUCUCUGAGGCACCCGCGUCCUCUCGUUCUGACGUCACGACGUAAACGCCCGUCGCGCGCGAGCGCAGGGCCGCUACGCAUGCGCGCGGGAGGAGCCCGUUUCCGGCGGCGGCUCCUUCCGCCGUUGCGUUGAAAAUGGCUGCUGGGGUCACUAACGGUUGCCUCCGUCGCAGGCUGGAGUGAUCUGCGGCGCUGCCGAGGGCCCAGUUUGGUCGACGUACGUCAAGCAAAUACUGCGGGCGGUGUUUGAAGAUGGCUCAGAACUCGGCGUCUCUGUCGGCCGGCGAUCAAGCCAACAGGGUGGCCUACCGGUCCUCCCAGGGAGAUCUCAACCAGCCUACCAUGGCUUGGGCGAUGGUCUCCGGAGACAGCUUCCUGGUGACCAGUCUUGAACCGAAUCAGGCAGGACCUCGCCCGCCAGCGCGACCCAGCGUUCGGACCGACAGACGUCGAAUGUCCGUCGGUGGCCGCAGCCGAAGUCGCCAAGGCAGAUUCUCGCCUUACCCGAUCCCUGGCGUCAAGCUCGACCUCUUAAGAAGUGUGCUGCAGCAGCGUCUGGUUGCCAUGGGAACUGCCCUGGUAGCCCGCAUCUCGGCGUAGAACAAAUGCCUCCUCUCCCGUAGCUUGCAAACAAGGCCUCUCUGAAAUCAUUUGUUGCUGUAACGACAGUUUUAUUUUUACUGGUGUAUUUUCACCGAGGUUGGCGGUUAAUAUAGCCUAUCAAAGUAGAGUUUGGCCGGGCUUAGUGACACACGUUUUUAAUCUCAGGAGACGGGCUCUGAGUUCCAGGCCAACCUGUUUUAGCUAGUUUGGGGGCGUCUUAAUAGCGAUU
This is a messenger RNA of Microtus oregoni (creeping vole), 1015 nucleotides long. RefSeq names its product chromosome unknown C11orf71 homolog (gene CUNH11orf71). NCBI's taxonomy places the organism in Eukaryota, Metazoa, Chordata, Mammalia, Rodentia, Cricetidae. The transcript has a single exon. Bases 436 to 783 code for a protein of 115 amino acids. The record is from RefSeq and is a predicted model, not a curated record. Gene Ontology annotation, cellular component: nucleus.